GCCCCCUCCCCACGCCCAGACACGGGUUGGGGUGGGCCCUCACCCGGGGCUCUGGAAAGUCCUCCAAGGCGGGAGCAGGAGAUGGCAGAGGGGCGGAGGGAGGCUCCACCGCUCUCAGCUCUCAUUUCAAAGCGCGCUCUCCCUUUCAGGUUUGGUCGGACCUGAACCCCUAAAAGCUGAACGGCCCCCCGCCCUCACUCCAGACGCCAGCCAGGAGCUGAGUCGCCCGCGGCGGUGGCGACAGACGGACCCGGGAGUUUCCUCUCCCGCUGGAUGGAGCUGAACUUUGGGCGGCCAGAGCAGUGCGACUGUCUGGGGAUCGCUGCAUGCUGAGCCCCUCGGCGAGACCCAGCAGCGGCUCGGGAUUUGGGGGGGGGGCGGGGAACAGCUGCGCGCCGGCACCAUGUUUCUGGCGACUCUGUACUUCGCGCUGCCGCUUCUGGACGUGCUCCUGUCGGCUGAGGUGAGCGGAGGGGACCGCCUGGACUGUGUGAAAGCCAGCGACCAGUGCCUGAAAGAGCAGAGCUGCAGCACCAAGUACCGCACGCUGAGGCAGUGCGUGGCGGGCAAGGAGACCAACUUCAGCCUGACAUCCGGCCUGGAGGCCAAGGACGAGUGCCGCAGCGCCAUGGAGGCCCUCAAACAGAAGUCGCUCUACAACUGCCGCUGCAAGCGGGGCAUGAAGAAGGAGAAGAACUGCCUGCGUAUCUAUUGGAGCAUGUACCAGAGCUUGCAGGGAAAUGAUCUGCUGGAAGAUUCCCCAUAUGAGCCAGUUAAUAGCAGAUUGUCUGAUAUAUUCCGGGUGGUCCCCUUCAUACCAGUCGAGCACAUUCCCAAAGGGAACAACUGCCUAGAUGCCGCCAAGGCCUGCAACCUCGACGACACCUGUAAGAAGUACAGGUCGGCGUACAUCACCCCCUGUACCACCAGCAUGUCCAAUGAAGUCUGCAACCGACGCAAGUGCCACAAGGCCCUGCGCCAGUUCUUCGACAAGGUCCCGGCCAAACACAGCUACGGGAUGUUGUUCUGCUCCUGCCGGGACAUCGCCUGCACAGAGCGGCGACGGCAGACCAUCGUGCCCGUGUGCUCUUAUGAGGAGAGGGAGAAGCCCAACUGUUUGAAUCUGCAGGACUCCUGCAAGACAAAUUACAUCUGCAGAUCUCGCCUUGCUGACUUUUUUACCAACUGCCAGCCAGAGUCCAGGUCUGUCAGCAGCUGCCUGAAGGAGAACUAUGCGGACUGCCUCCUGGCCUACUCAGGGCUUAUUGGUACCGUCAUGACCCCCAACUACAUAGACUCCAGUAGCCUCAGCGUGGCCCCGUGGUGCGACUGCAGCAACAGUGGGAAUGACCUGGAAGAGUGCCACAAGUUUUUGAAUUUCUUCAAGGACAAUACGUGUCUCAAAAAUGCAAUUCAGGCUUUUGGCAAUGGCUCCGAUGUGACUGUGUGGCAGCCAGCCCUCCCAGCUCAGACCACCACUGCCACCACCACGACAGCCUUCCGGGUCAAGAACAAACCCCUGGGGCCAGCAGGCUCUGAGAAUGAGAUCCCCACUCAUGUGUUACCACCUUGUGCAAAUUUACAGGCACAGAAGCUGAAAUCCAAUGUGUCCGGCAGUACACAUCUCUGCCUUUCUGAUCGCGAUUACGAAAAGGAUGGUCUUGCUGGCGCUUCCAGCCACAUAACCACAAAAUCAAUGGCUGCUCCUCCACGCUGCGGUCUGAGCCCACUGCUGCUUCUGGUGGUAACCGCCCUGUCCACCCUACUAUCUUUAUCUUUGGCAGAAACAUUGUAGCCACAUUAAAAAAAAACCAAUAUGGACAUAUUGUAAAAAGACAAAAACCAA
Hipposideros armiger (great roundleaf bat) is the source of this 1846-nucleotide messenger RNA. RefSeq names its product GDNF family receptor alpha 1 (gene GFRA1). Gene Ontology annotation, molecular function: signaling receptor activity. NCBI's taxonomy places the organism in Eukaryota, Metazoa, Chordata, Mammalia, Chiroptera, Hipposideridae. Gene Ontology annotation, cellular component: external side of plasma membrane; signaling receptor complex. The record is from RefSeq and is a predicted model, not a curated record. Bases 404 to 1795 code for a protein of 463 amino acids. The transcript is spliced from 9 exons. Gene Ontology annotation, biological process: nervous system development.